Anoplophora glabripennis (Asian longhorned beetle) is the source of this 4822-nucleotide messenger RNA. RefSeq names its product arfGAP with SH3 domain, ANK repeat and PH domain-containing protein (gene Asap). Bases 246 to 3266 code for a protein of 1006 amino acids. The transcript is spliced from 16 exons. Gene Ontology annotation, molecular function: protein binding; GTPase activator activity. Gene Ontology annotation, biological process: positive regulation of GTPase activity. NCBI's taxonomy places the organism in Eukaryota, Metazoa, Arthropoda, Insecta, Coleoptera, Cerambycidae. Gene Ontology annotation, cellular component: cytoplasm. The record is from RefSeq and is a predicted model, not a curated record.
CACAAAACUGUUGGUAUUAUGUGAGAAUGUAAUAAAAGUGAUCAACAAUCUCGGACUUUGCAGAAACAAUGCAUUAUAUCAAUAAAAUGUUAAUUUUAAUGGGUAUGCAAUAAUAAUACGUGUUUUGAAAUGGUUUGACUAUAGUGCAGUGAUGGUGAAUCUUGUUUAUCUGUUACUGGGAGCUCAUACGAGCUGUUUCGUGUAAACUGAUGCUAUUUUGACGUAUUUUCUGAUUACAAUACAUCAUGCCCACUUUAAUCGGAGUUAAUGAAUUUGUAGAGGAAACUAGAGAUGACUACAAUUCUCCUAUUACUUCUACAUUCGUAUCCCGAAUGCAACAAUGUAGGAACACCAUUACCAAUUUGGAAGAGACUUUGGAUUAUGAUAGAGAUGGGUUGACCAAAAUGAAAAAGGCUAUAAAGGCCAUACACACGUCAGGGAACUGUCAUGUGGAUAACGAGUCCUACCUAGUGAAGGCAUUAGAAAAAAUUGGGCAGAAUGCUAUGACAAAGGAACACGAGGACACAAUAGGUAACGCUUUUAUAAAAUUCGCGGUGGUAACGCAAGAGUUGUCCGCUCUGAUGAAAACCCUGAUGCAAAAUUUAAACAACAUCGUCAUGUUCCCCCUAGACAGUUUAUUAAAAGGCGAUCUGAGGGGAGUUAAAGGGGAUCUCAAGAGGCCCUUUGAUAAAGCCUGGAAGGAUUACGAGAGCAAGUACGCCAAAAUCGAAAAGGAAAAAAAACAACAGGCGAAAGACGCCGGCCUGAUAAGGUCGGAAAUUACCGCUCCUGAAAUAGCGGACGAGAUGGAAAAGGAAAGGCGAUUAUUUCAGCUUCAAAUGUGUGAAUAUCUAAUAAAGUAUAAUGAAAUAAAAACAAAAAAGGGAAUAGACUUGCUACAAAGCUUAGUAGAAUAUUAUCACGCUCAAACGAAUUAUUUUCAAGAUGGACUCAAGACAAUAGAACACUUCGGUAACUAUGUAGCUGAUCUUAGUAUAAAAUUACAGAAAAUUCGCCAAGCUCAAGACGAAGAAAAAAGGAAACUGUGCGAUUUAAGGAAUCUAAUCAAAUCUACGCCUAGUAUUGAAAAAGAGGUGGGUCCUCAAAUAGAUAAAGGAGCAGCAGGGUAUUCGUUACAUCAACUACAGGGUGACAAACAUCAUGGUGUCACUAGGACCGGACAUUUACUGAAAAAAUCGGAGGGGAAAAUGAGAAGAGUAUGGCAGAAAAGGAAGUGUCGGGUACAAGCGGAAGGUUAUCUAGAUAUCUGUCAUGCCGAUGAAAGUAAACCGCCAACUAGAGUCAACCUGCUCACUUGUCAGAUCAAAAUGGUACCAGAUGACAAGAGAGGAUUCGAUUUAAUAUCAUAUAAUAGGACGUAUCAUUUUCAAGCCGAGGAUGAGGCAGACCAGCGGGCAUGGAUGUCAGUAUUAAUAAAUUGUAAAGAGAUGGCUCUGAUGAAGGCUUUCGACGAUAGUAGUAAAACGGGUGGUGAUAAAGUUAAUCAUAGUUUUAUGGAAUUACAGCAAGCUAUUAUAAAAUAUAUCCAGAAAAUCCCUGGUAACGAUAGGUGCUGUGACUGCAAUUCUCAAAAUGAUGCCACGUGGCUAUCAACGAAUUUUGGUAUUAUCGUUUGCAUCGAGUGCUCCGGGAUUCACAGGGACCUGGGGGUCCACAUUAGCAGAAUACAAUCCUUAACCUUAGAUAACGUCGGAACUAGUCAGUUGGUACUCGCACGCUUUAUGACGAACCAUAUCUUUAAUGAUAUUAUGGAAGCUCAAUUGUCACCUAAUGAAAAACUUGAACCGUCCAGUUCAAUGGAGGAAAGACUAAAUUUUAUUAGGGCUAAAUAUGUAGAUAAACGUUUUGCCGUUAAAACUUGUCAGUCCGAACGGGAAAAAAUGUACGAACUCGAAGAGGCCGUUAAUAGGGGCGAUUUGCAGUUACUGCUUCAAACGUUUGCCGAAAACGUUGAUUUCAGCGUCACAUUGCCUUCGUCAAAAAUCGGCGAAACUGCACUACACAGGGCUAUUUUGAACGAAUCCGGUCGUACAUUGCAUAUCGUAGAUUUCCUAAUCCAAAACAUGUCGAAUUCGGCUAUAGAUAAACCGACCAAUCCACCUUCAGUCGCUGAGAUCUGUGGAUCGAAUACAGCUCUUCACCUGUGCGCUCUGUACGAUAAGGUAGAAUGCAUGAAACUGCUGCUUAGAAGCGGCGCAGAUGCCAAUUUAAGGAAUUCGCAGAAUAAAACCCCAAUGGACAUAGCGCAGGAAAUGGGCAAUAAUAGUUGUCAGGAACUGUUGCAAAAUGCUGCAAACCGAUUGAAGAAUUUCUUUGAUAAUAUAAACAUUGAUUGGAACUUGUCCCACGACGAUGGGUCCACGGAUUUUUCAGACGACGAGACUAUUAUAGAAGAUCGGAAUUAUAAUACUUUGUUCAAAUUGCAGAACGGUUCAUCGACGCCCGAGAAGAAAAAUCGUUCGCGCCCUCCUAGUUACACAGCGAAUGUUCACGGUAGUCUCAAGAAGAGAAUAGCACCUCUUCCUCCGCCAACAAGCCCGAUGCAGUUACAGUACAGUACGUUACCUACAAGUCAUAGCCGAACACCAUCGGACCCUAUGGCCGCCGGAUAUCAUACCUUAAGUCAUACACACAAGCGUUCACCUAGCAGCGAUUCUAGUUCAGGGAGAUCUGUGAUACCCAUAGGGAACAAACUAGUCAUGGCAGAUUGCAAAAACUCGGAUAAGUUUGCGUCGGUUAGAAGGCCUCAAAAUCCUCCACCACCUGCUCCGAACCCUUCGUCUAGCCGUCUCUCUAACGGUCGUUCGACGGAAAGUAUUUCGUCGAUGGCAUCGGACGUUGAUGUCACUGGGAUAAUUCACAAUCCUAUUCCGCCACCCCGUAGAAAGCGGAAGUGUCGUUUGGAUAGUUUUACUGAAGAUAACGAUGUUUCUAGUCUGGCUUCUGAUUCACCGCCACAUAGAAUAUCUUCUAGUCCAAUAUCAACAAAUUCUCUCUGUUCGCCACGUUCGAUGUCCGGUAGGUUAUCGUAUACGUCGAACGGUAACACAACGCUGCGCAGAUGUAAGGCAUUGUACGAUUGCGCGGCAGACAACGACGACGAAUUAUCGUUCCAAGAGGGCGAGAUCAUCAUCGUCAUAAACGAACAUACCGACGAUGAUAACUGGAUGGAAGGGAUGGUGGAAAACGAGCCGGAACGGACCGGGAUGUUCCCUAUUAGUUUCGUACAUAUGUUGCCGGAUUAGUAACUACUCAAGAGGUACUUGUAUUCAUGUAAAAAAGUAUUAAACAUAUAUUUUUGAUGUAAAUGGUCUAAGAGCAGAAUGUAACACUGAAGGAUGUUAUUCGUACGACUUUUGUGAUUUUACUUUUUGAUGUACACCUUGAAUUUAUAAAUGUAUUCGUGUUAGGGAGGACAUAUUUUCUGAAUAUUUAUAAGAAAUCUCGACAAGGUAUUAUUAGGUGAAUGUUAAGAAAUUCGUCAACCUCGUGUUAUAGCUCGAUCUUUGAAUUUUCCUAACUAUCAUCAAGGCUUGCAAUAAUACUCUUCCUUAUCGGCAGUGUAGCGGAAUCCAUGUCGGCUGAUUUUCCUAUUAUACCUGUAUACCAACUCAGCUACUAACAGAAUUUGGCUUUUACAUUUGUUUUGAACAGUACUUGGAUUUUUUAUGUACAUAAUGGAACAAGGUUAAUUUAAUUUCAGACAAAUUUGAAACAAUCAGAAGUGGGGCGAAAUAACCAGGAACAAUUUUUUGUUUGUUGCGAUUCCCCAAAAAAAAUUAUUUGAUUUUUGCUCCCUUUUUUUUAUUCUAUUCCAAUGAAAUCUAGAAGGCUAUGUUUUUCUAAGCACAGUUUCUUUAACUUCGAGAGCCUGUUGAUGACAGUUAGUAUUUUGAAGACACAUUUAUAGAUGUCAACUAAAAAGCUGUUAAAUGUGCACUAAAUGAUAAAGAAUGUGUUAGCUUAAAAAAAAUUUCUAAACUUCAAAAAUGCCUUAGCCUUUAUGAGAAAAUGUUUACUACCAAAUGUGAACUACCAGGAUAGCAUGUUAAUAAAAUGGAUUAUUUGUCCUACAACUAAUAAUUUUAUUUGUAUAUAAUUUGUAAACUUUUUAGUUUGUGUAUAUUAUGAUUAUGAUGCACGCCAUAAUAAUUGUCAUAUAUUUAGUUAAACUACAUUGGUCUGCCAUACAUUAGAUAUUUAUUUUUAAUAUCUUGUAUUUAUUUUGAUAUUUGUGUAAAUAUUAUUUUUUUUUAACUACCGAGAGCCUGAAAGUAGAUUGAUUUGUUCCUGAGGUACCCUACUAAAUUAAAUCAUCGCUCGUCUGUUCACAAUAAUUAAUAACAGCAUGUUUGUGUAAAUAAAUAUUUUUCUAGUAGACAUUAAUUUAUAGGAACGCCUGUUGAAUGUUAUUAAACCAAAGAGAAAAGUCUAUUGCUUUUAUACAGAUAUACUAUUAUUAUAUAGGUAUAAAAUCGCCAGUGUAAAUAUUAAGAUAAUUAAGGUUCAUAUUGUUAAGUGUUAACUAUUUUUUCACUUCAUUUCCUUAUUUUUUCUUUAUUUAUAACUUGUCAGAUAUGCAUUUAAUAAACUUGGUUCGACCGAAGAUAUUUAAUGGUCAGAAGUGGGAUAUUUUCUAUAUUACAUCGGCAUAAAAUGUUCACAGGUAACGUUUUAUGUUUUUUCAAAAUCGGAAUUGAAUUUAUUAAGGGCAUACCUCGAUAAAUUACACAGCCACACAAAAAGAAAAAUUGGCUGUACUUUCCUUGCGACAUAUGUUAUCCGUAGUAUUUUUGCCUCC